UGAAUUUGACUUUUAGUUGUAGUUUUCAGCUUGUUUUUUUCAAGGAAAGUGUUAUUAUUAAUUUUUUAUGUUAUUUUGUGUUAUGUUAAUUAGGUGAAAGAGGGAUAAUUCAUGAAUAAAAUGCUAUAAUUUUAUCGAUAUAAUUUAAGUAUAUUUAAGCAGUCUAUUUGAUAAUAAUAAAAUGGGUAAACGCUAUCACUGUGAUUAUUGUGAUAAAACUAUAGUUGCAGCCCCUUCUUCAAUAAAAACUCAUAACAGAGGAACCUCCCACCAGAAACUAGUUAAUGACCACUAUCAACAAUUUAAAGACCCGGAAAUAAUUUUACAAGAAGAGAGCACAAAAAAGCCAUGCAUGCGAUAUGCAAAUGGUCAAUGCCCUUUUGGGAGUAUUUGUAGAUUCUCACAUUACUCACAAGAAGAGAUAAGGUCUUUACAAAACUAUGUUGCUCAAAAGAAAUUUAAACAACCGGACACAACAUCGUCAUUUGGAGAUAUAUAUGAAAAGAUUUCAAAGAAACCAGCUCAAGAUGAAACAUUAAAUGCUGACCACAGUAUUAUCUAUGAUACCAACGGUGUGACCCACAUUCUACCAUGGUCAUACAAUCCAAUAUUUGACAAUUAUGGGCAAAAUCUUCCACCCAGCUUGAGAAGAUUGAAAAUUGAAGAUUUUAAUGAUAUCAAUAUAACUAACUGGGGAUAGGUAUAGCUUUUGUUGUAUUUCCUAACAAGCCAUCCAACCCGGCUUCAUCCAUGGUACUUAAUAUUAUUAUAAUAUAAAUUAUGUAAGUAAUAUUGAGUAUAUACUAAGUACUAAAUAUUAUGUUAGUGGUAAAUAUUAUAUGUACAGUUUUGUUAAAAAUAGUUAUUACUUUCAUUUCAUCUAUUACUUUUUAAAGUAUGUCAUAGUCGGUAAUAGAGCUGGUGGGUCGUCUAAAAGUAAGCAAAACCGGCAUUAUUUGCCAAGAACAAUUUCCUCCUGUGGAAUGAACUACCAUGUUCGGUGUUCCCAGGCACAUUCGAUGGGGAUACCUGCAAGAAAAAGGUGUAUCUAUUUCUCAAAGGCCGGCAACACAUUCGCGAUGCCCGUAACAUCGCGAGCGCUUAUGGGCG
This is a messenger RNA of Zerene cesonia (dogface butterfly), 1110 nucleotides long. RefSeq names its product zinc finger matrin-type protein 5. Lineage: Eukaryota; Metazoa; Arthropoda; Insecta; Lepidoptera; Pieridae. The record is from RefSeq and is a predicted model, not a curated record. The transcript is spliced from 3 exons. Bases 182 to 700 code for a protein of 172 amino acids. Gene Ontology annotation, cellular component: U12-type spliceosomal complex. Gene Ontology annotation, molecular function: zinc ion binding.